Messenger RNA from Pseudophryne corroboree (corroboree frog), 1141 nucleotides. RefSeq lists its product as uncharacterized. The coding region runs from base 1 to 1089 and encodes 362 amino acids. The transcript is spliced from 4 exons. The record is from RefSeq and is a predicted model, not a curated record. Lineage: Eukaryota; Metazoa; Chordata; Amphibia; Anura; Myobatrachidae.
AUGUACGACGAGCCUGAUUCAGUCGGGAACCCUGUGAGGAGUGUGGAGGCCAGAGCAGUGCGCAUCGUUCACUUGUCAGUGAACAUAACAGCAGCGAGCAGCGGAACCGAGGAAUGGCGGAGGACCGGGGUAUCACUUACCAGUGACGGAGGGCGAGCACAACGGCAACCUGCUGCAGAAAGUCCAGACCAAUCCCCUUCUCAGCCCCCCUCCCUUUCUGUCGCCCAACCCCCCUCUACUUCCCAAUCCCCUUCUCAGCCCCCCUCCCCUUCUGUCGCCCAAUCCCCAUCUCCUUCCCAAUCCCCUUCUCAGCCCCCCUCCCCUUCUGUCGCCCAAUCCCCCUCUCCUUCCCAAUCCCCUUCUCAGCCCCCCUCCCCUUCUGUCGCCCAAUCCCCCUCCCCUUCCCAAUCCCCUUCUCAGCCCCCCUCCCCUUCUGUCGCCCAAUCCCCCUCUCCUUCCCAAUCCCCUUCUCAGCCCCCCUCCCCUUCUGUCGCCCAAACCCCCUCUCCUUCCCAAACCCCUUCUCAGCCCCCCUCCCCUUCUGUCGCCCAAACCCCCUCUCCUUCCCAAACCCCUUCUCAGCCCCCCUCCCCCUCUCUUUACCAAUACCCCUCUCUGUCCCCCUCCCCCUCUCUUUACCAAUACCCCUCUCUGUCCCCCUCUCCCUCUGUAGGCCAAACCACCACUCCGCCCACCUCCCCCUCUCUUUCCCAUUCCCCCUCUCUGGCCCCCUCCCACUCUGUGGCCAAAACACCCUCUCCGCCCCCCUCUCCAUCUCAAUCAGACCCAUCCUCUCUAAACAGCUCCCCAUUCCAUCCUCCUUCCCCAAUCCCUCCUCCUUCCCCAAUCCAUCCUCCUUCCCCCAUCCACCCUCCUUCCCCCAUCCACCCUCCUUCCCCCAUCCAGCCUCCUUCCCCACCCAGUGAAUGGGCAGCAGAAGCCCCUGAGGCUGUUGAGGGUGCUGCACAUGUGGCUGAUGAGAAUGGUGCAGUUGGAGAUCCCACAAGCCUGCCUGGCAUCAUUGCAAGCCUAAAGGCUAAUUUGCAGGCCAUGCUGGCAAAUGUUGAGAGGAUGGAAAACAUUUUCUAAUUUGUUAAUUGUAAAAUUUGAAAAUAUUUGUUCUUGGUUAUAAAAAAAAAAA